Messenger RNA from Phytophthora nicotianae INRA-310, 2659 nucleotides. Its product is annotated as nitrate reductase [NADPH]. Bases 82 to 2565 code for a protein of 827 amino acids. The record is from RefSeq and is a predicted model, not a curated record. The transcript has a single exon. Gene Ontology annotation, biological process: nitrate assimilation; nitric oxide biosynthetic process. Gene Ontology annotation, molecular function: molybdenum ion binding; nitrate reductase (NADPH) activity; heme binding. NCBI's taxonomy places the organism in Eukaryota, Oomycota, Peronosporomycetes, Peronosporales, Peronosporaceae.
GGUGAGUCAUCCUAACUGCUUGGGCACAAAUGUGCUUCUCCAUGGAGUGCUCACAUUGCAAUUCUCCGCGUAAGUGAGACCAUGGCGCAGAUUGAUCCAAGAGAUGUCGGCACACCGGACGAGUGGGUACCUCGACACCCGGAGCUGAUCCGGCUCACGGGACGACACCCGUUCAACAGCGAACCCCCGCUCAAAUACACGAGCACCUUCAUCACACCCAUGGCCUUGCACUACGUUCGCAACCACGGUCCUGUGCCGCGACUCGAUUGGAACACGCACACGUUCUCAAUCGACGGACUGGUGAACAAGCCGCGCACAUUCGGUAUGGACGAACUGGUUACCACCUUCGUAAAGGAGACCGUGACGUUUCCGGUGCUGCUGGUAUGCGCCGGUAAUCGCCGCAAGGAACAAAAUAUGAUCAAGAAGACCAUCGGCUUCAGUUGGGGCGCUGCCGGGUGCUCUACGGCCGAGUGGACCGGUGUCCCGCUUCACGUACUGCUGACUGCUUGUGGCGUCGACCGCGAGAAGGCACAGUGGGUAUGGUUUGAGGGCAUCGAAGACUUACCGCACGACAAAUACGGCACGUGCAUUCGCGCCAGUACAGCACUGGACCCGGCGUGCGACGUGCUGGUGGCGUGGAAAGCCAACGGCGAGCUGCUCACCCCCGAUCACGGUUUUCCAAUACGCCUCAUUAUCCCGGGUCACAUCGGCGGUCGCAUGGUCAAGUGGCUCGCACGGAUCCAUGUGAGCGACCAAGAGUCCACCAACCACCACCACAUUAUGGACAACCGAGUGCUGCCGUCGCACGUCACUGCUGAGACUGCAACGGCGGAAGGUUGGUGGUCAAAGUCGCCGUACGCGAUCAUGGAGCUCAAUGUCAACGCCGCGAUCAUAAAACCAAACCAUGACGACUUGUUGGCUCUCAGUGAAGACGACACGGUUAAUGACAUUGAAACGUACACGAUUAAGGGGUACGCGUAUUCAGGUGGGGGUCGACGAGUGAUUCGAGUAGAGGUGACGCUGGACGAUGGCGCAACGUGGCAACUCGCUCACAUCAUUUACCACGAGAGGCCAAGCAAGUACGGCAAAAUGUGGUGCUGGGUGCACUACGAGUUGGCCGUGCAAGUUAGCAGUCUGCUUCGAGCCCGAGAGGUGUGUGCUCGAGCUUGGGACAGCUCGAUGAACCUCAUGCCAGAGUUCCCUACUUGGAACGUCAUGGGCAUGAUGAAUAACCCUUGGUAUCGCGUCAAGAUCCACCACGAACAGGGCACGAACACGCUGCGGUUCGAGCACCCUACUCAAGCAGGAAACCAGAAAGGUGGUUGGAUGACCAAAGAACGGAUCAUGACAAACGACAACGAACCAAUUCGCGGCAAGAAGCUCCAGGUUGAACUGAUUGAUACGAGCAGUGAUGCAACACCAAAACCUGGUUUGACAGCAGAUGAGUUCAGCGAGCUGCCUCUGAUCUCUGCAGAUGAAGUAGCUAAGCACAACACCAACGAGAGCUGCUGGUUCAUUUGUCGUGGUCUGGUAUACGACGCGACGCCGUUUCUCGAUGAACACCCAGGUGGAGCCACCAGUAUUCUGCUGUGUGGCGGCACUGACUGUACGGAUGAGUUUGAGAGCAUUCACUCUACCAAAGCUUGGCUGAUGCUGAAGAAAUACUGCAUCGGCCGUUGUCCAAGCACGGACGACGACACUGGGACCAGCGAUACAGCGUCGUCCUCAGCAGACCAGGAAGAGACGGAUGUGGCGCUCAAAGGUGCUACAAAGGUGCCUAUCGUACUGAUCUCGAGAGAGGUGGUCAGCCACGACGCACGCAUCUUCAAAUUUGCUCUUCCUGCCAAGGAUCUGAGACUCGGACUUCCCGUAGGCAACCACGUUUUCCUGUACGCAAAUAUCAACGGGAAGACCAUCGUGCGUGCGUACACACCAAUUUCUUCCGAGAGCGACGAAGACCGAGGAUUCGUGUCUUUCCUUAUCAAAGUCUACUUUGCAGGGGACAACCCUGUACACCCAGAAGGAGGGCUCUUCUCGCAGUAUCUUGAUGGCUUGCACCUUGGUCAACAGAUUCAGAUCAAGGGACCAUUGGGCCACUUCACCUAUCAUGGGGAAGGCAGUUUCUCUCUCGAAUCUACCAAUUUCCACGUCAACAAGUUCGGAUUCAUCGCCGGCGGAACAGGCAUCACGCCCGUCUACCAGGUCAUGCGCGCCAUUCUUGAAAACGCAAAGGAUCAGACCAAGGUUGCAUUGAUCUAUUGCGUACGAUCGGAGCGUGACUUGCUGCUCCGAAAGGAGCUUGAAACCCUACAAAAGCUGCGACCGAGUCAAUGUCGGAUCUUCUACACGCUGUCCGACCUGGAACAGCUCGACAAGAACGAUCCUAUUGUUCGAGGGUGGGCAUACGGCAAAAGUCGACUCAACUUCGCCAUGGUGAAGAACAUCAUCGGCUCGGAUGCUGAUCACGUGGGCAUGUGUGGACCCGAAGGUAUGAUUGAGUACGCCUGUAAGCCGGCGCUGCUCAAGCUGAACUACGAUCUCAAGACGCAGACCACCGCAUUUUAAAUGCCAUACUCCUUUGUUUAACUAAAAUAAAAAAAUGAGUUCUAAAUGGGGAUAGCAUUAAGGUCACUCAUCCGUCAGCGCCGUCUUCACCUAC